Molecule: messenger RNA, 3540 nt
Organism: Toxotes jaculatrix (banded archerfish)
Lineage: Eukaryota; Metazoa; Chordata; Actinopteri; Toxotidae
Gene: rerglb
Product: RERG/RAS-like b
Exons: 5
Coding region: 217-834 (205 amino acids)
Molecular function (GO): GTP binding; GTPase activity
Source: RefSeq, a predicted model, not a curated record
AGAACAGGGAAGGGGGCGCUUGUUUUCCCCCCCGCCCCCUCCCUCUCCCUCUGGCUUUAAAAAGUGAAAUAGCCCUUUGAAGAGGAAGAGAGGGGGGCAGUCCUGUACUCCCAUGCAGCCUGGACUGUAAGGAGCAUUUAAUGUGCCGACUCUAACCCAGAUACCAGACAAACCAGAGAGCCAGGGAGCCAGCUGAGGACCUGACAGAGCACGGGCAUGAACGACAUCAAGCUGGCCCUGCUGGGAAGCCAGGGGGCUGGGAAAUCAGCUGUCCUUGUGCGGUUCCUGACCAGGCGCUUCAUUGGUGAAUAUGCCUCGAACACCAAUUCCCUGUACCAUAAAAGGCUGUCGAUCGAAGGCAGGCAGCUGAACCUGGAGGUUUUUGACCCCUGCUCUCAGAGCUCGGAGGCCAGGUGUAUACUGGAGGAGCCCGUCGACUGGGCAGAUGGCUUCGUGGUGGUGUACAACAUCAGCGACCGCACUUCCUUCAUCAACGCCAAGAACAUCCUGCGGCAGAUUCGGGAGGCGCGCGUCGGCAACUGCAAAGGGGAGGUGGAGGUUCCUGUGUGCCUGGUGGGCAACAAGCAGGACCUGUGCCAUGCCCGGCAGGUACGUGAGGACGAGGGCCGCUGCCUGGCUCAGGAGAACCACUGUCACUUUCAGGAGGUCUCGGCGGCCGAGAGCUACCAGGACAUCGCCAACCUCUUCACACAACUCAUCCGGCAGGUGAUGGAGCACCUGAAGUACCGAGCCGACCGACGGCGCUACAGCGGCUCCAAGUCCAUGGCCAAGCUCAUCAACAACGUGUUUGGCAAGAGGAGGAAGUCAGUGUGAAGGUUCCAGUGAUCAGCUGGAGGGACUGGGAUGUUGUGUGUAUGGAUCCAUGUUAAAGGGAACUUGCCAAGAGGUUACGUGCUGUGUGUGAAAACUGUUGAGCACAUUCAUACACAGCGGUCCAAACACCAACCCUGUGUUCACUCUGUGAGCAACAUGUUUGGUUGGUGGGAAGGUUUGCAAGAAAACAUUAGUCUUGUUGAUUUGGUUCUCUGCUUUGAGAUGAGAACAGCUUGUACACAUCAGCGGUGGAAUGUAGCUAAAAAUAUUGACGCAAGUAAAACUGUAAUUAGGUACAAAUUCCAGAGCUUAGAGAAAAAAAAUUCAGAUUCAUAGGAAAUUAUCUGGAUCUGGGUUCUUCCCUGGCCCAUGACCCGAUCCAGCCGACAAAUAAACAACUCAACAAAACAAAUCAACAAACGGGUGAAAACACAGCUUCGUUAGUGGAGGUACCAAAAGCAGCAGUGAAAUGUAAUAUACACAUCAAAAUGCAAUGAUCCAAAAAUAUAAUAUUUAAGAGUAAAACAUUGACAGGGACCAUUUUUCUACAUAAUGAGUACUUUACUGAUAAUACUUACACUUUUACUUAAGGUAUGGUUUUGAGCUCUUGACUAUUUCUUGUAAUGGAGGAUCACCACACUGUGGUGUUGCUAGUUAUAAUUAAGUAAAGGAUCUGAAUACUGAGCUUUUUGUUGCUUGAGUUUUAACAAAUUAUUCUAUAAAAUGGAAUAAUUUUUUUUAUUUAAACAUCUGGCUAAUUAGAGGUCUGCUUGGACUGAAGUUAGGGUGAGUAAAGCUGGCAGUUAUGGGAGGUCAUUAAACUACAGGUGCCAAUAAGAAUGAUGAAGGUGUAAAUUGUUCCUUUCAGGUGCAACAAAGAUAUGAGGAAAAUGUAGAUUAAGCACAUUCUGUGCUUGCAGCCAAAAAUCAGGUCUAAUCAGACGCAGAAAGUGAAAACACCUGUGUGGGUGUACCACAGGUGUGUAGGGUUUUUCAUAAAAUAAGCCACAUUUCUCAGUGUUCAUUACUGUCUUCAGUCAGCUGUAGAGGAACCAUGUAUAAAUACGGCCUAAAACCAACAGCAUUAUGAUUCAGAUCAGGAAAUUACUGAUUAAACAGCAAGUAAACAAGACUAAGAAUGUAACCAAACAUUCAGCGCCAACUUCCAGUACUUAGUGGGUUUCGGAUACAGACACAGUUAAGAAAGAAUUAGUGCUGCCGCCUGCCAAGAGCAGAUACAGCUGCUUUCCAAGCAUAAUUUCUGUCUGGUUUACUGCUGCAGCUUUCUCACAUAAAACCUGUAACAAACUCAUCAGACAGUUCAUCUGUUCACCCUGAAACAAAAUCACAACAUGGAGGCAUGCACAUGUCUGAUUAACCAGUGAUUAGCCAGUGACAGUGAAAUGUUCCAGCUCUGGUCAACUGCUUGCCGAGCAUCCACACAACAACAAAGCCCCCCCCCCCCCCCCCCCCCCCCCCCCGUGAACACGCUAACAUGCCACAUGAUCAUUUCAACAUGCCACAUUUAAACUUUGCUUUGAGCAUCUUCCUGCAAGCAACUCUCUCUUCAGCUCAGUGUUUUAUGUUUUGUUUGAGGGGAAAAAGCCAGUUUUUCAUGCAUUUAUUGACACUUUAAUGAACGUAAUAGAUAGAUAUUUUAUAUAGUUUCAUAAUAAUGCUAUAUAUUUUGGAAGCCAUAGUGUUUGUUUAUAGUUGAUUACUAUCCUUUUGAUCGUAACGUGUCAUACUCACGGCCGGAUUAACCUCCCAGGGGGCCCCGGGGCAAAGAUUUAUGGUUUUGACCCCCACAGCACAUGGCAAUUUCAUUAUUUCCCCAGGCACUCAGAAACCAACUGGUACUCUAGAGCAGAAAUAAUCAAUUAAUGAAUCAAUUAGCCAGUUGACAGAAAAUUAAUUUGCAGCAAUUCUGAUAAUUGAUUUAUAGUUCAAAUCAUUUUUAAGCAGAAAUGCCAAAGAUUCACUGGUUUUUGACCUGUGAAUCUCAGUUCAUUGGGCUUUAGGGGAUAAUGAUUUGACAUUUUUCAUCAUAAACAUUCAAUCUGUUAUUAAAAAAUAUUUGUCAGACGCAUUGAUUGAAAGUGAUCAUUGGUUGCAGCCUUACAGUUCUUCUAUGAUGGAAUAAUACGGCCUAGCUGUGGGUUUUCUGAGGAUGAAGGACCUAUCGUAACUGAUGUUGGAGUUUAGUGGAGCAAAAUUUUUUUUUAACAAAUAUAUGAUGAAUCAAAUCAUAUGGACAGAAAUUAUAUGGAGUAAACAUUAUAUGGAGCUUUGGGGUCCCUGGGAAGUUGCUUUGCUUUGCCGUGUUAGUCAUCCAGCGUUUGUUAUGCUCCCUCUCUCACUGCUCAUAUUGUUGUUAUCCAUGAUUAAAGUAUGUAACUGCUUCAUCUGAUAUAUUGUGUAUAUAUUAUUGGCAAAUUUAAUAAAUCUUGUAAAUAUCAGAAUCAGAGUAAUUAAAAAAUAUCUUGAAUGUGAACUGAAGACUUUUAAACUUUAUUUUAAAAAAAUUCAAAACAAAAAACACUAACAAAUACCAAACAAGGGUAUGAACCGGUUUAGUGCUGUGCUGGUGGUCCCCUUAAAUCCAGUUAUGUCACUGAUGCUGUACAGGAAGAAUGCACCACACAUUGUGAAAAAUUAGUAAGUACAACACAUAUGCAGUGUUUUAUAGGUGAAUGCUCCUUUUGU